This is a messenger RNA of Nasonia vitripennis (jewel wasp), 774 nucleotides long. RefSeq names its product 60S ribosomal protein L23 (gene RpL23). Lineage: Eukaryota; Metazoa; Arthropoda; Insecta; Hymenoptera; Pteromalidae. Gene Ontology annotation, molecular function: large ribosomal subunit rRNA binding; structural constituent of ribosome. Gene Ontology annotation, biological process: translation. The transcript has 4 exons. Gene Ontology annotation, cellular component: cytosolic large ribosomal subunit; ribosome. The record is from RefSeq and is a predicted model, not a curated record. Bases 272 to 694 code for a protein of 140 amino acids.
UUUUUUUUUUACAUAUAGAGCGUGAGUAAAAAUUAAAAUUCAUCACAUAAAAAAUUCAAGACCUCGGAAAAGUCGUAAAAAGUAAUUUUUCAAAUAAGCCGGAAGUCGCCGCAAGAGUUGCUGAUGCUCAAAAACGAGCCCAAUGCGCGCGAGCAACGAGCAGAGCGCAGAAAAAAUAAAGAAGAAGAAGCGCGUGUGGCGACGCCUCGCGGUGUGCGCGUUGCGAGUGCUCCGUAGCUCGGCGUGAGAGCUCUCUUUCAAAAGCGCCAAGAUGUCGAAGAGAGGACGUGGUGGAUCGGCGGGAGCCAAGUUCCGCAUAUCGCUGGGUUUGCCGGUUGGAGCCGUGAUCAACUGCGCCGACAACACCGGUGCUAAGAACCUGUAUGUCAUCGCCGUACAGGGAAUCAAAGGUCGCCUGAACCGUCUUCCAGCAGCCGGAUCAGGUGACAUGAUUGUUGCUACAGUCAAGAAGGGAAAGCCUGAACUCAGGAAAAAGGUUAUGCCGGCGGUGGUUAUUCGGCAGCGGAAACCGUUCCGCAGGAAGGACGGGGUGUUUAUAUACUUUGAAGACAAUGCAGGGGUCAUUGUCAACAAUAAGGGUGAAAUGAAAGGUUCUGCUAUCACAGGUCCAGUUGCAAAAGAAUGUGCAGAUUUAUGGCCCAGAAUUGCAUCUAAUGCUAGCAGUAUCGCUUAAAUUACCGUGUAUAAAUAUUUUACCCUUAAUAAAACAAAUCUGGGUUUGUACCCAGUACUUUUUUUGUAUUUCAUCUUCAA